AUGAAAUCCCCCAUUAGAUCAAUAUUUGUGUAUGGUACACUUAGACCAGACGACAUUUCGAAUGCACCAUGGACCAAGCCAUUUAUAAAGGGUUUUAAAUAUCAAAAAUGUCAUUUUAAAGAUGGUAUUAUGUUUCAUGCUGACGAAAGUUACCCAACAGUAUCAUUACUCUACACACAUAAACAACAUGACAAUAACAACAAUAUUAGUGUAAGUGAAGAAAACAAGAAAUUCGAUGACAUCCUAUUAAACCUAUAUAAAGAGAAACAAUGUAAAGGUAUUAUCGGUUACAUGCUAAGUAUAGAUGAAUCACUGCUGGUCGAUGGUUUAGUAGAUCCUAUUAAACUAUUUGAUGAAAAAUUAAAAGAAGCAGAUGAAAUAGAAGAAUAUCCACAACUUUACAAAAGAUCAAUAAUUAAAGUAAAACCAUUAUUAGAUGAAAUACUCCAUCAGCAACAACUAGAGCAUCAACAACAACAACAACACAAUCAAGAUGACCAUUUAGAAUGUUUUAUAUACCACAGAAAUGAUUGUAAUAGAGAUGUAGUUAUAGCCAGUGGCGAUUGGUUAGAACAUGUUAAAAACAAUCCACAUAUUAUAAAUAGUAGCAAAAAUUAA
Dictyostelium purpureum is the source of this 618-nucleotide messenger RNA. RefSeq lists its product as uncharacterized. The transcript has a single exon. The record is from RefSeq and is a predicted model, not a curated record. Lineage: Eukaryota; Evosea; Eumycetozoa; Dictyosteliales; Dictyosteliaceae. Bases 1 to 618 code for a protein of 205 amino acids.